AACUGUCCCUCAUUCUGGCAGUACAUAAUCUGAUAUCAGUGCUAAAUGCAUGUUCAGUGUGGAUAGACGUUUGUUGCAAUAAAAUGCGACCGUUAGUUUUAUUCCUAGUUUUUGUUGUACUUAUUGUGAAUUCAGUUGUAGUAGCAUAUAGUAAUGAAUUUACCAUUACUAUUGAACCAGGAAAGGAGGACUGUUUCUAUACACCAGUUGCAAAGAACAUCUACUUGGAAGUUGACUAUCAAGUUAUUGAUGGACAGCAAGGGGAGUUAGAUAUCGACUUUCAUUUGACAUCCCCCACAGGGCGGAGAAUUGUGAUGGAAUCAAGAAAAAGUGACAGUACUCACAGGACUAAAACUUUUGAAGAUGGGGACCACAAAAUUUGCUUUGACAAUACCUUUUCAAUCUUCAGUGCCAAAACAGUCUUUUUUGAAAUCUCCACAGACAACGACGAAGAUGAUGAUGAUAAUGGAGAAAUUAAAAUUGAAAAGAAAAAUAGUGAUGUAUGGGGAGAUACUGACCAGGCCUUUUAUGCUGGUUUGAGACCAGAAGAAAUUUAUGAUAUUCAUGUUCAGGAUAUUAAAGAUACAGUUGCAAUGGUCAGGGGAAAGUUAACAAGAGCUCAAGAAUUUCAGGAUCAGAUUAGAGCCUUUGAAGCUCGUGAUCGUAAUACGGCCGAAGGAAAUUUCACUAGAGUAAAUUUCUGGUCAAUGAUCCAUCUCAUCGCACUUCUCAUCACCGGAGUUGUUCAAGUUGUUAUGGUUCGGAGUCUUUUUGACGAAAAAUCAACGCUUCGGCGCCUUUGGAAACAAGGAAAAAUGUGAAGCAGUCAACAUCGUUUCACUAGUCACAUGGUGCCAGUAAAAAAAACAAUAAACAGAACUACUUUGUAAAUCUA
This is a messenger RNA of Daphnia pulex (common water flea), 895 nucleotides long. Its product is annotated as transmembrane emp24 domain-containing protein 1-like. Gene Ontology annotation, biological process: intracellular protein transport; Golgi organization; endoplasmic reticulum to Golgi vesicle-mediated transport. The record is from RefSeq and is a predicted model, not a curated record. NCBI's taxonomy places the organism in Eukaryota, Metazoa, Arthropoda, Branchiopoda, Diplostraca, Daphniidae. The transcript is spliced from 4 exons. Gene Ontology annotation, cellular component: Golgi apparatus; endoplasmic reticulum; endoplasmic reticulum-Golgi intermediate compartment. The coding region runs from base 84 to 821 and encodes 245 amino acids.